Molecule: messenger RNA, 2570 nt
Organism: Electrophorus electricus (electric eel)
Lineage: Eukaryota; Metazoa; Chordata; Actinopteri; Gymnotiformes; Gymnotidae
Gene: minar1l
Product: membrane integral NOTCH2 associated receptor 1-like
Biological process (GO): negative regulation of TOR signaling; negative regulation of cell population proliferation
Cellular component (GO): plasma membrane
Source: RefSeq, a predicted model, not a curated record
AUGUCAGGCACCACAGAUGAUCCACUGGUGCUGUUGGAGAUUCUGGAGGUGCUGGGUGCAUGUCGUGGGCGUGUGUCGUACGCCGACGUCUGUGUGUACCUGAGCGGCCGCUAUGAGCUGCAGCCGCUGUUGGAGCUGCGGAGUCUGCUGUACUCCACGGCAUGCCGAGACCCAUGCUUCCCUGCCACGCUGUUCCGCGAGCGGUUGCACCCACCCUGCAGCAAUCGGCUCUCGGCCGCCGCCGAUGUUGUCUCGCUCUUCAAUCUGCUUACACACACCCGCCUGCCUCCCUCGCGCAUGCACACGACUCAGCUUGGGACCUCCUGCUUGGCCUGUGGUCAAGGGUGUGCACGCUGUGAUUGGCUGCAGGCACAGGGUGGGGCUAUAGCCUCAGGCUGUAAAUAUGAGGGUUCCACCGAAGGAUUGAUCAUUCUGAGCGGCGAGGUCUCACCCACACACACUCCAUCCCACUUGCUUGCACACUCCCACUUACAUCCACGCUGCCGAGAGAGCAUGGAGAGUGUGCACUCUUUGGACAUUCCCACUGACUGCACAGGGAAUCAGGAGUCAGCUAUCAAGGUUCUGGCAACUACUUCAGAUGCGGAUCCUGUUCAAGCUUGUGCUCAGAAGAGGAGUGUCUUUAAGGGGGAGUUCCACAGCCUGUUACCACAUAUCCCCAUGGAGAUGAGUGGCCAAUCCCAGGAAGGACUCAGAGAAGGAGGUGAGGAUGUCCCCUCCCUCACCUGCAAGAACCCCUAUCCUGAUUCUGCUGUGUACGUACAUGAUUCUGCAGAACACCUGCAAGACGCACUCACUCGUGCACACAAUCUUCCAGGACACACACACAACCCUGCUGCAUACCCAUAUAUGCAUGCUACGCAGACAACUGAUGCACAUUCACAAGGACCUGCUGCACAAAGACAUGAUGCACAAAUGCUCACUGCUGCCACUGAUGCACACACUGCUCCACACACUCAAUAUCGCCAGAAGCAUAAGAGCCUUGAUGACCUGCAGAGCUCCACCUACUUUGGGCCUACAGUGAUGGAGAGGACUCACCAGAGCCCAGCCAUGACAAACAAAAGUCACAGUCUGGACAUCGAUAGCCGAUCUGAAGGAGAAUGCCCCAAGCAUGAAAAACCUGGACUAAAUAAAACCGAUUCACGUAGGCCUGGAUCAGAGAGGUCUGCAUUAGACAAGUCUGGAUUAAAUAAACCAGGAUUAACUAAAUCUAGCUUUGAGGGCAGUAGUUUUGACAUUCCUGGCUUUGAUCCAUUCAUUGUGAGGUCGGUUCGUGACACCCUGAAGCGUCUGAGUGGACUGAGUUUGGAUACUUGGUAUGACUGGUCGCCAGAUGCUGAGGGCAUGGCGAGCGUGGCCACACAAACAGAGCUUCCUGAGCGCCGGGCUCUGAGGAGCCUCAUGCUUAGUGACAAGCUCUCAAUCGAUAACCCUGAUAUCGCUGAGGAUGACAUCAGUGCUAUCUUCCGUUUCCUAGACGACAUUAGCAUGUGUGGUUCUAUGGCAGUGUUGCCAGGAGAGGGUGGUGGAGCCCAGGAGGGGGGCGGGGCAGGGCUACCAGAGCGACGGGAGCGUCUGGGGAAGCUCCGGCGUCUGUUCCACUCUCUUGAGGGGCCAGAGGAAGGGGUGCGAUGGGGUGUCGGCCGGCUACUGCAGCGUGUCACGGAGCUGGAACAGCGACUUGAACCAAUCUCAGAACUGCGGGAUCAACUGGCCCUUGUCCUUUCCACUCUGAACCGGCUGGAGCAAAGAGGACAGCUUAUACACUCACACUUAGAGCCAAAGCCUGUAGACCAGCAGCCUGGACCAGAACCCAGUACCCAGCAGCAGGGAGAGUUUAUUCUCGAUCCAGGGCCAGAAGGGGCUGUAGCCAAGCACAGAGGCCUGUUCACACGCCGGGCUUCCAGGAGCCACACAGGGAGCAACAGCUCUGAACACCACCGUGAAUGGAGCAUUAGCUUCAGCAAAGAGCAGCGCUCACAGCCCACACAGACAGAGCAGCAGGGAGUUCUGCGUAAGAAAGAGGUCCACCCUGUGCAGGAGAGGAAAAAUUCUCAUCUUAUUCCUGAGACCCAUCGAGCUCCAUUGCGAAGUUGCAUGCAUAGCCCUACGCUGAGGCCAACUGACCGUCCCAAAGUUUCCUGGAGGCAAUCAGAGCUGACGCCUCUUGACCUGCAGGUCCCUGAGUCUCUGGACUUCUGGAUGGAUGAGGUUUACACUCCAGCGGCAUCGGAGACACUCCUGCAUCGCUCCCAGUCGCUCACACGUUGCAGCAGGAACCAGGCCUACCGCAUCACUGCGCUCAGUGUCACUGCCACGGUCAUACUCAUCCUCGUCAUUGUCAUCCCAAUAUGCACUGCGUAAUAUGCACACACUCACUGUCAUUUAGCACUGUAUAAUGCUUUUAGCAAGCUAGUUUUUAAGCAAGACCGCAAAAUGAGUUAAGUGGGUUUUAACUGAGUUUUAACAUGCUGCCCCUCUGUACAAUAAAUUAUCUUCAAUUAAUAAAUUUUUCCAAAGCACUAUUUGACUGUAUAGUUUGAUGUUGUACU